AUGAAGGCUGGUUUUAUUGCCAAGGACAUUGCUCGGGUGACGAGUUCGCUAGGCAAGCUGGCAGUGCUUGCGAAGCAGAAACAGCUCUUCAACGACAAGCCCACAGAUAUGAUCGAGCUCACGUACGUGAUCAAGCAGGAUAUAUUCAAGAUCGAGCGAUCGUUAAAGGACCUGCAACAGUCGAGCGCCAGCAAGUCGUCUGGAGACUCGCAAAUUAAUACAUAUACCAAGAACGUUGUUCAGCUGCUAAAUACCAAGGUGAAGAAUGUGAGCGAGACUUUCAAAGAGGUGCUUCAGACGAGACAACGGAACGAGCUGGCGCAAAAGUCUCGACAGGAGCAACUGCUUGCCACCGUGAACGGGUCUUCCCACGAUCCAUCGAAAAACAACGCCGCCAACGACCUGGUGCCAUACGCAUUGCGAAACAAAGGUGCGCAGGUCUCGGAUAACCCAUUUUUAUCGGCAAUGGACCAGGACCCUGACGUUUCUGUGCCGAACCAGGACUACCUAUCGAUUCCCGACCAAUCGCAACAGCUCAUGCUGCUAGAGGAGCAGAGCAACCAGUACUUACAGGAAAGAAACCGGGCCGUCGAAGCGAUCGAGUCCACGAUCAACGAGGUCGGAGGACUAUUCCAGCAACUGGCUACUAUGGUCCAGGAACAGGGAGAGGUGAUACAGAGAAUAGACAACAACGUGGAAGAUAUCAGCUUGAACAUCAGCGGAGCACAAAGAGAGCUACUGAAAUACUAUAACACAGUGACCAGCAAUCGGUGUGACAAUGCCCUUCACGUCGUCCAGAAUGUCGUUGAAGGAGUCGAACUGGGUGAACUUGAUGUGCUGCUUGAUGCAGAACUUGACCAGAUCCUUGCCCCGUCUGGCAAACAGCAGGUCGCACGACUUGGCCGCAGACAAGUCCGACACACCGUCUCCGCAGUAGAACAGGUACGGUUUUUUGCUCAAGUCGUACUUCUCGAGACACUGUUUGAUCGAUUCGGCCUUGUCGUGCCCGAACGGAGUGUCGUCGCGGUAGACAAUGUGCCAGUCAUCGCCGUUGGUCUCGACGCUAUUCGAGAUUAUGGUCACAUGGUCCAUAACCUGUUGUCCGAGCAGCUUCUUCAACAGAGCUUCAAUAAUUGGCGACAUACCACUGCUGAUAACGUAGAUCGGGAUCCCGUUGGCGUGGCACCAAUGGUAGAACUCGGUGAAUCCCGGGUCCAGCUUGAUGUGUUCGAGCAAAUAAGCCACACACUUUUCAAAAGAGUACCCGUUUGCUGGGAUCGACUUGAGCAUCUCGUCAAAACCUUCUCUGAACGAGAGCUUUUCCUCAAGCAUGAGAUCGUUUAA
Molecule: messenger RNA, 1344 nt
Organism: Ogataea philodendri
Lineage: Eukaryota; Fungi; Ascomycota; Pichiomycetes; Pichiales; Pichiaceae
Exons: 3
Coding region: 1-1344 (447 amino acids)
Biological process (GO): intracellular protein transport; vesicle fusion; endoplasmic reticulum to Golgi vesicle-mediated transport
Cellular component (GO): endomembrane system; SNARE complex; Golgi membrane
Molecular function (GO): SNARE binding; SNAP receptor activity
Source: RefSeq, a predicted model, not a curated record